GUGUGUGUGUGUGUUGGUGUUCUGCGUGCCCUGCACCGUGGCACUUGCAGGGGGGCAACAGAAAGAGACAGCUGUGUGCUUGAGAGAAACUGAAAACAUAAGAAAGAGGGAGUGGAGGGAAAUGCCAGUCAAGACUGUCACUUUUGGAGCAGAUGCUGGCAACAGUUUUCUCCGAGCGGCCCGAUCUGGCAACUUGGACAAGGCUCUGGACCAUAUUAAAAAUGGCAUAGAUAUAAAUACAGCCAAUCAGAAUGGGCUGAACGGGCUGCAUCUGGCCUCUAAAGAAGGCCACGUCAAAAUGGUGUUAGAGCUACUCCACAAUGGAAUCAUACUGGAGACCACCACAAAGAAGGGGAACACGGCCCUUCAUAUCGCAGCCCUGGCAGGACAGGAGCAAGUGGUCACAGAGCUGGUUACCUACGGGGCCAAUGUCAACGCUCAGUCCCAGAAGGGUUUCACUCCACUCUACAUGGCUGCGCAAGAAAACCAUCUAGAGGUUGUGAAGUUUCUUCUGGACAAUGGAGCUAAUCAGAGCAUUCCAACCGAGGACGGAUUCACGCCUCUCGCCGUGGCUCUUCAGCAGGGACAUGAAAACAUUGUAGCCCUGCUCAUCAACUAUGGCACCAAGGGAAAAGUCCGCCUACCUGCAUUGCAUAUAGCAGCACGCAAUGACGAUACACGCACAGCAGCAGUGCUACUGCAAAACGACCCCAAUCCUGGUGUACUCAGCAAGACUGGAUUUACUCCCCUGCACAUUGCUGCACACUAUGGAAAUCUGAAUGUUGCUCAGCUGUUGCUCAACAGAGGAGCCAAUGUCAACUUCACCCCAAAGAAUGGCAUCACUCCUCUGCACAUUGCAUCAAGACGAGGGAACGUGAUCAUGGUGCGACUCCUCCUGGACAGAGGGGCGCAGAUCGAUGCCAAGACCAAGGAUGAGCUGACUCCUCUGCACUGUGCAGCCAGAAAUGGUCAUGUCAGGUUAAUAGAAAUCCUGCUCGACCAUGGGGCCCCCAUCCAGGCAAAGACUAAGAAUGGUUUAUCUCCAAUCCACAUGGCAGCACAAGGAGAUCACAUGGACUGUGUUAAACAGCUUCUGCAGUACAAUGCAGAGAUCGAUGACAUUACACUGGACCACCUCACUCCACUCCAUGUGGCUGCACACUGUGGCCACCACCGAAUGGCUAAAGUACUGCUGGACAAAGGGGCCAAACCAAACUCUAGAGCACUGAACGGCUUCACUCCACUGCAUAUAGCUUGUAAAAAGAACCACAUGCGUGUGAUGGACCUCUUGCUGAAACAGGCUGCAUCAUUAGAAGCAGUGACUGAGUCUGGCCUGACUCCUCUGCACGUAUCAUCAUUUAUGGGUCAUCUGACAAUUGUGAAGAGCCUCCUGCAGAAAGGAGUUUCCCCCAGCACCUCCAAUGUGAAGGUGGAGACCCCUCUUCACAUGGCGUCUCGAGCAGGACACUAUGAUGUAGCUGAGUUUUUACUGGAGAAUUCAGCACCUGUGGAUGCCAAGGCUAAGGAUGACCAAACCCCUUUGCAUUGUGCAUCUCGAAUGGGCCACAAAGAGCUAGUGAAGUUGCUGCUGGACCACAAGGCAAACCCCAACUCCACCACCACAACUGGACACACACCCCUACACAUCGCUGCCCGGGAAGGUCAUGUACAAACUGUUUGCAUCCUACUGGACAUGGAGGCUCAACAGACGAAGAUGACAAAAAAAGGCUUCAUUCCUCUUCAUGUGGCUUCUAAGUAUGGGAAAGUGGAUGUAGCAGAGCUGCUGCUGGAGAGAGGAGCAAAUCCUAAUGCUGCAGGAAAAAAUGGUCUGACUCCACUGCAUGUUGCUGUACACCACAACAACCUUGACAUUGUGAAUCUUCUAGUCACCAAAGGAGGAUCACCACACAGCGCAGCAAGAAACGGAUACACUGCCCUCCACAUAGCAUCUAAGCAGAACCAGGUUGAGGUGGCAAACAGCCUGCUGCAGUACGGAGCUUCAGCCAAUGCUGAGUCACUGCAGGGAGUCACACCUCUUCACCUGGCCUUGCAGGAAGGAAGGCCGGACAUGGUGUCACUGCUCAUCUCCAAACAGGCCAAUGUAAACCUUGGAAACAAGAGUGGGUUGACCCCUCUCCACCUGGUGGCACAGGAGGGACAUGUCGGCAUCGCUGACAUCUUGGUGAAGCAGGGAGCUUCCGUUUAUGCUGCAACACGGAUGGGUUACACCCCUAUCCAUGUAGCGUGUCACUAUGGCAACAUCAAAAUGGUGAAGUUCCUUCUGCAGCAACAUGCCAAUGUCAACAGCAAAACAAGGCUUGGUUACGCACCUCUACACCAGGCAGUCCAGCAGGGACACACAGACAUUGUGACACUGCUGCUGAAGCAUGGAGCCCAGCCCAAUGAGACCACAACAAACGGUACUUUAGCUUUAGCUAUUGCUAAAAGGUUGGGCUACAUCUCUGUAAUUGAUGUCCUAAAGCUGGUCACGGAGGAGACAGUUUCCAUGACAACCACAGAGAAACACCGCAUGAGUUUCCCUGAAACUUUGGAUGAGAUUGUAGAUGUGUCCGAAGAUGAAGGAAUUGCUCAGCUAACGUUAGGAGAGGAGCUCUUGGGAACGGAAGGGGCCAGGUACAUGAAGAUGGAUGAGAUGAAAGACCAUGAUGAUGAUUUCCUCUCCCCAAAGAAAUCACUGGAGUAUGAGAGAGGGCUGGGCACAGCAAAUUACUCACCAGCCAUUCCCAGGAUUCCCCGUGUCUCUCCAGAAACUGUCAUCCUCAAAGAACACAAGAUAGAACAGCUUCACACACCACUUCCACUGCCCAAAGAAUAUGAUGAGGAUUCACUGAUUCCCAGCAGUCCAGCCACUGAGACC
This is a messenger RNA of Cynoglossus semilaevis (tongue sole), 2878 nucleotides long. Its product is annotated as ankyrin-1-like. NCBI's taxonomy places the organism in Eukaryota, Metazoa, Chordata, Actinopteri, Pleuronectiformes, Cynoglossidae. The record is from RefSeq and is a predicted model, not a curated record. Gene Ontology annotation, cellular component: cytoplasm. Gene Ontology annotation, molecular function: protein binding. The annotation marks the transcript as partial. The transcript has 26 exons.